AUGGACAUCGACGACAUCCUCCGGCAAGUCGACCCCGCGGCCGACGGGAUCCCGCAGGGGACGCGCGACCUGCAGGCCCUGACGCGUCGCUGGGUCGCCGAGCGCUCGGCGCCGGAGCUCCUCCAAUGGCCCUCGGAUGGGCUCUUUGAGCGCGUCUCGCAGCGCAUCAAGGACCAGAUUGAGCGCGUCGAGGACAUGACGGGCGAUAUGGACCCCAAGACCAAUUUUGCCCUCAUUGUCAUACAGACGGAGCUGGAGCGCUACAAGUUCCUCAUGCGGAGCUACCUGCGCGUCCGCAUGUCCAAGAUCGACAAGCACACCCUGCACUACCUCUCCUCGCCGCCCCUGCGCGAGCGCCUCUCCGCCACGGAGCUCGCCUACGCGACGCGCCACCAGGCCCUGCUGCACAACCACUACCUCUCCUCCUUCCUCGCCUCCUUCCCGCCGCAGCUGCAGAACCUCAACGACACGGCCGGCAACGUCAGCAUGCUCGACGGGCCGGACCUCGACGCCGCCGUCUUCGUCCGCGUGCUCCGCCCCCGCGACGUCCACGGCCGGGGCACCGACGCAGACAACACCCUGCCUGCCGAGGCGGGCGACGUGCUGAUUCUGCGGUGGUCGAGCGCGAGGGAGCUGGUCGACGAGGGGGACGCGGAGCUGGUGUGA
Purpureocillium lilacinum is the source of this 666-nucleotide messenger RNA. Its product is annotated as GINS complex subunit. NCBI's taxonomy places the organism in Eukaryota, Fungi, Ascomycota, Sordariomycetes, Hypocreales, Ophiocordycipitaceae. Gene Ontology annotation, biological process: double-strand break repair via break-induced replication; DNA-templated DNA replication. The record is from RefSeq and is a predicted model, not a curated record. Gene Ontology annotation, cellular component: GINS complex.